AUAAAUAAAAUUAAAGAAGGGAGUGAAAACUUAAAAGUUAAGUGGGAAAAAAAAGGAAGAGCUGGUUGAGACUUGAAGAUGCUGAACACAUCAAAGCAGAAGUUAAUUUCAUCAAUGACCCAAAAUUCUUGAUGCAAAAUCUUUUAGCUUCCUCUUCCUACUUCAAUGGCUUCAUUUUCUCUCUUCUUCCUUUUUACACUUCUUCUACUACCACCGUAUUCUCUUUGCCAACUUCAAGAAUUUGUGAGCAUUGACUGUGGUGGAACAAGCUACUACAAUGAUUCAACAACAGGGUUGCCAUGGAUUCCGGAUUCUGAGAUCAUGAAACAUGGCAAAGCUGUGGAAGUUCAAAACCCAAAUGGUGGCAGCAAUAUGAUUCCUCUUCAGUACAAGACAAGGAGGGACUUUCCAAUAGACAGCAGAAAGUACUGUUACACACUGAAAACUGAGGAGAGGAGAAGGUACCUUGUCAGAGCAAGUUUUCAGUAUGGGAACUUGGGAGAUGGAGACACAUACCCUCAAUUUCUGCUCUUCUUGGAUGCAACAAAAUGGGCCACUGUGUCAGUCUAUGAUGCAUCAAGGGUCUAUGUGAAGGAGAUGAUUUUCAGAGCACCCUCGGACUCUGUUGAUGUUUGCAUGUGUUGUGCCACCACUGGCUCUCCAUUCAUAUCCACACUGGAGCUUAGGCCCUUGAAUGUGUCAAUGUAUGCCACGGACUUCGAGGAUGAUUUCUUCUUGAAAGUGGCUGCAAGGAUUAACUUUGGUGCUACUAGUGAGCAUGCUGUCAGGUAUCCAGAUGAUCCAUAUGAUAGAAUCUGGGAUUCGGAUCUCAUUAAAAGACAAAAUUUUCUUGUUGGGGUGGCCCCAGGCACAAUUAGAAUUAACACAACAAAGAACAUAAAUAUACAGACAAGGGAAUACCCUCCUGUUAAAGUGAUGCAAACCGCGGUUGUAGGCACAAAACGGGUACUCAGCUACAGAUUGAACCUUGAAGACUUCCCUGCCAACGCUAGAGCUUACGCAUAUUUUGCGGAGAUCCAAGAUCUCGGUAAGAACGAGACCCGAAAAUUCAAAUUGGAGCAACCUUAUAUACCUGACUAUAGCAAUGCAGUGGUUAACAUAGCUGAGAAUGCAAAUGGUAGCUACACUCUAUAUGAACCAAGUUAUAUGAAUGUGAGUCUGGAUUUUGUUCUUUCCUUCUCCUUUGCUAAGACCAGGGAUUCUACUCAAGGACCUCUUCUAAAUGCAAUGGAAAUAAGCAAAUAUGUUGAAAUCGCUUCCAAAACUGACAAAGAAGAUGUAAAUGUAAUAAAUGUGUUUCGCUACUUGUCUUCCGAUACUGACCCAAAUAAUGGGGAUCCCUGUGUUCCAACACCCUGGGAGUCGGUUAAUUGUAGUGCAACUACCCCUCCAAGAAUCACAAAGAUGUGGUUAGAUGGUAACUUGCUUACAGGAACACUACCUGACAUGAGCAAUCUUAUCAAUCUAAACAUUGUGCAUUUAGAGAACAACAAAUUGACUGGUCCAUUACCGUCUUACUUGGGUAGUUUGCCAAAUUUGCAAGCACUGUUUAUACAGAAUAACUCAUUUAGCGGAGAAAUACCAACAGGACUAUUAUCUGGAAAAAUCAUUUUCAACUAUGAUAAUAAUCCUGAACUACAUAGAGGGAACAAGAAGCAUUUUCAGUUGAUACUAGGAGCUUCAAUUGGAAUACUAGUAAUAUUAUUACUAUUAUUCUUAACAAGUCUUCUGCUAAUGCAUAAUGCACGGAGAAAGGCGUCUAAACAGAAAUGUGAUGAAAAAGGGAUUUCCAGAGGUAGUACAAAGCCAUUGACCGGAUACUCAUUCGGUAAGGGUGGGACUUUAAUGGAUGAGGGUACUGCUUACUAUAUUUCACUUUCGGAGUUGAAAGAAGCUACUAAUAACUUUUCGAGGAAAAUCGGGAAAGGAAGCUUUGGAUCUGUCUACUAUGGGAGAAUGAAAGAUGGAAAGGAGAUUGCGGUUAAGACUAUGACUGAUCCAUCCAGCCAUGGGAACCAACAAUUUGUGACUGAGGUAGCUCUCCUCUCAAGAAUUCAUCACAGAAACUUGGUUCCUUUGAUUGGAUAUUGUGAAGAAGAAUAUCAGAAUAUUCUUGUUUACGAGUACAUGCACAAUGGCACAUUAAGGGAUCACCUUCAUGGUUCGAGUCAGAAACAAUUAGACUGGUUAGCACGGCUUCGGAUUGCAGAAGAUGCAGCGAAAGGCCUUGAAUACUUGCACACAGGAUGCAAUCCUAGUAUUAUUCACCGAGAUGUAAAGACGAGCAAUAUUCUCCUCGACAUCAAUAUGAGAGCGAAAGUGUCAGAUUUUGGACUAUCAAGGUUAGCUGAAGAAGAUUUGACUCAUAUAUCAAGUGUUGCAAGAGGAACUGUAGGCUACCUGGAUCCUGAGUACUAUGCAAGUCAACAAUUAACCGAAAAGAGUGACGUAUAUAGUUUUGGAGUUGUUAUGCUGGAAUUGAUAUCUGGAAGAAAGCCGGUAUCACCAGAAGAUUAUGGUCCUGAAAUGAAUAUAGUUCAUUGGGCAAGAUCCUUAAUCCAAAAAGGCGACGUGGUAAGCAUCAUGGAUCCAUCCCUGGUUGGGAAUGUCAAGACCGAGUCGGUUUGGAGGGUUGCUGAAAUUGCCAUGCAAUGUGUGGAGCAACAUGGUUUCUCCAGACCAAGAAUGCAAGAAGUGAUUUUAGCCAUACAAGAUGCCUCCAGGAUUGAGAAAGGUUCAUCAGAAAAUCACCUAAAAUUAUCAUCUUUAUCUUCAGGUAGCUCAAAACCACAAUCUUCAAGGAAAACAUUACUUACAAGUUUUCUUGAAAUUGAAACCCCUGACUUGUCACAAGGUUGUCUCCCAUCAGCAAGAUAAACAUCUUUUCUAAGGAGAAAGUUUAUACUAUGACCUUAACCAGAAAUCUUGGACUAUGCAAAAACUCAAAAGGAGAAAGUUUUGCACCCCAAGUAAUCUUACCCAACUUGAUUGGAGGAUAAUUUGGUUUUGACCAAAAAAGAUGAUGUUAAGGUAUAAUUUAGUCAAGUGUUGUAUUGCACUGCUUACUAUGUCUAUAUCAUAGUGAAACUCACUGGCUAGUGGCUAGUGAUAUAUGAUGAUACCUUUAAAUCUUAUAACCAAUGAAAUUGUAAUAUUCUACCUUCUUUAUCUGUAUUUGGCAAUUUUUCAUGUAUUAAAUGGGUUAUUCUGAUUUAAUUAGCCUACUUGUAAACUGGAAAAUGAAUAAGGGUAUAUUUUUCGGUAUAAUAUUAUUUUUCUCAAA
Arachis duranensis is the source of this 3304-nucleotide messenger RNA. Its product is annotated as probable LRR receptor-like serine/threonine-protein kinase At1g67720. The record is from RefSeq and is a predicted model, not a curated record. Gene Ontology annotation, biological process: protein phosphorylation. Gene Ontology annotation, molecular function: protein kinase activity; ATP binding. Lineage: Eukaryota; Viridiplantae; Streptophyta; Magnoliopsida; Fabales; Fabaceae. The transcript is spliced from 15 exons. Bases 166 to 2898 code for a protein of 910 amino acids.